Messenger RNA from Arabis nemorensis, 237 nucleotides. The record is from the annotation of a GenBank genome assembly. NCBI's taxonomy places the organism in Eukaryota, Viridiplantae, Streptophyta, Magnoliopsida, Brassicales, Brassicaceae.
AUGAUCCAUAGUGGUCAAUUGGUUGGGCUGAGCCACAUGGACAUGGUUUUAAAAGUGAAGAUGAUGAUGAUUGUGGGAAUCUCAUUCCUAAUGGCUUCUUCUUUUCUCAUGCUCCUGGUUGGAGCUUUGGAUUCUGAAUUGAAUUGUUCUUGGUUCUGCAGAUGGGAAGAAUAUGGAACAAUGGCUGUCGACUAUGGAGAAGCUAUAAACCGAUUUCUCCGGCCACAUUUCCGUUGA